Amaranthus tricolor (Joseph's coat) is the source of this 1995-nucleotide messenger RNA. RefSeq names its product betaine aldehyde dehydrogenase, chloroplastic. Lineage: Eukaryota; Viridiplantae; Streptophyta; Magnoliopsida; Caryophyllales; Amaranthaceae. The coding region runs from base 174 to 1685 and encodes 503 amino acids. The transcript is spliced from 15 exons. The record is from RefSeq and is a predicted model, not a curated record. Gene Ontology annotation, molecular function: oxidoreductase activity, acting on the aldehyde or oxo group of donors, NAD or NADP as acceptor.
AUACGUAUAACCUCGCCAUCGGACUUGCCUAACAAAAAGACGAUCACGUAUUCACAUCUUGAAAUACUCUUGGAGUCUUGGUCAAUCUCUUGAUUCUUGAGCGGUUGAGCCUAUCAACACUGUUUACUUCUUACUUUUUACUUCCAACUUCAACUGAUUUUUCCUUACAAAAAAUGGCGAUCCCCGUACCUUCGCGCCAGCUAUUCAUUGAUGGAGAAUGGAGAGAACCCAUCAAGAAAAAUCGCAUCCCUAUCAUCAAUCCUUCUACUGAGGAGAUCAUUGGUGAUAUUCCGGCUGCUACUGCUGAAGAUGUCGAGCUUGCAGUCGCUGCAGCUAGAAGAGCACUUAAGAGGAACAAAGGAGAAGAUUGGGCGUCUGCAUCUGGAGCUCAUCGUGCUAAGUACCUUCGGGCCAUUGCUGCAAAAAUAACAGAGAAAAAGGAGUAUUUUGCAAAACUUGAAGCCAUGGAUUGUGGAAAACCACUGGAUGAAGCAGCAUGGGACAUUGAUGAUGUUGCUGGAUGUUUUGAAUAUUAUGCCGAUCAAGCAGAAGCCCUUGAUGCUAAACAAAAGGCUCCAAUUGCCCUUCCUAUGGACACUUUCAAAUGCCAUGUGCUUAAACAACCCAUUGGUGUUGUUGGAUUGAUUUCUCCUUGGAAUUAUCCACUUCUAAUGGCCACAUGGAAAGUUGCUCCAGCUCUUGCUGCUGGUUGCUCAGCUGUACUUAAGCCAUCAGAACUGGCAUCCGUAACAUGCCUAGAAUUGGCUGAAGUGUGCAGAGAAGUGGGACUACCUCCUGGCGUAUUAAAUAUUUUAACAGGAUUAGGUCCAGAAGCUGGUGGGCCGUUAGCUUGCCAUCCUGAUGUUGACAAGGUUGCAUUUACUGGGAGUACGGCUACUGGUAGCAAGGUUAUGUCGUCCGCUGCCCAAUUGGUCAAGCCUGUUACAUUAGAACUUGGAGGGAAAAGUCCUAUCAUUAUCUUCGAAGAUGUUGAUUUGGAUAAAGCUGCUGAAUGGACUGCUUUUGGCUGUUUUUGGACAAAUGGUCAAAUUUGCAGUGCAACUUCGAGAUUACUUGUGCAUGAAAGCAUUGCAGCUGAAUUUUUAGAUAGACUUGUAAAAUGGUGCAAAAACAUAAAGAUCUCUGACCCGUUUGAGGAAGGCUGUCGACUUGGUCCUGUUGUGAGUAAGAGUCAGUAUGAAAAAGUUUUGAAGUUCAUUUCAACAGCAAAGAGUGAGGGUGCAACUAUAUUGUGUGGAGGUUCCCGUCCCGAGCAUUUGAAGAAAGGGUAUUAUGUUGAACCAACAAUUAUAAGUGAUGUCUCCACAUCCAUGCAAAUAUGGAGGGAGGAAGUUUUCGGCCCGGUCUUAUGUGUUAAAACCUUUAGUUCUGAAGACGAAGCAAUUGAACUGGCUAAUGAUACUCAGUAUGGUUUAGGGGCUGCUGUGUUAUCAAAAGAUCUUGAUAGGUGUGAGAGAAUAACAAAGGCAUUGCAAGCUGGAAUUGUGUGGGUUAACUGCUCACAACCAUGCUUUUGCCAAGCUCCAUGGGGAGGCACGAAGCGUAGCGGUUUUGGACGUGAACUCGGGGAAUGGGGUAUCGAGAAUUACUUGAAUAUCAAACAAGUGACUGAAUAUAUUUCCGAUGAACCAUGGGGAUGGUACAAGUCUCCUUCGAAGUUGUGAGCAGAGUUCAGCAACUUCUCAAAUCACUAUCAUAAAGCCGUAAAAGAUGAGAGCUCCUCGUGUUAGUUUGAAUAAAGGGGGUGUAGUUUGGGGAGCUUUUGUAUGGUUGCUUCACAAUCUACAUUACCCUAUUAAUCACCUUCUUUGAUCUUUGAAGCUAUGUACAAUUUUUCUUUUCUUUAGUGGUUCAACUCUUUUUCUUGGGUUUGUUCUUCGAACUUCGAGACUCGAGUGGAACACGAGAUUGCGAUGUAGUAUGAGAACAUUCAAUGGUUCAUAAGAUUGCAGAGUAUCUUCUGGUUCACAUUCA